This is a messenger RNA of Pristis pectinata (smalltooth sawfish), 1727 nucleotides long. RefSeq names its product HAUS augmin like complex subunit 2 (gene haus2). Gene Ontology annotation, biological process: microtubule nucleation; centrosome cycle; spindle assembly. The transcript is spliced from 7 exons. The record is from RefSeq and is a predicted model, not a curated record. Gene Ontology annotation, cellular component: HAUS complex; mitotic spindle microtubule; centrosome. The coding region runs from base 164 to 793 and encodes 209 amino acids. NCBI's taxonomy places the organism in Eukaryota, Metazoa, Chordata, Chondrichthyes, Rhinopristiformes, Pristidae.
CACGGACACGGGUAACGGCCCCAGACGCCUCGAAAAGGGAAAUUGCGCGUCGACCUUACCAAGAUGGUGGGUGCCCUGCGUCAUAAGGCCGCGACUCGUCAAUAACGAACGUUAUCGGCAUUCGAUCGGGCGUCGGCGCGAAGCAAGGAGCGUCUGAUUGAGGAUGCAGGCCAGUAACCCCUGGGACCCAACGGCACCAAAUCCAGCCGCCUGCUUUCUGCAGAAGUGUCUGGGAUCUGGGAUGUUGACACAGGAAGUUUUGGAAUGGAACAAAGUACAGUUCGGAAACUCAGUGCCGUUUGUCCUGCGCUUCAAACAGCUGGAUGCAGUUUCAAACACCAGGGCGGAACUUCAGCAGAAAUCUCUGGAUAUAAAGCUGCUGCAGUUGCAGAAUGAUACAGCAGAUAUUGCCCACCCCGAGUAUCUAGCUGAGAAGUACAAAUGUCUCCAGCUGAUGAACAGCCAUCUGGAGAGGAUCCUACAGGAGAAGAUGAUGCUUAAACAGCGACUGGUGAAGCCUGCUUGCCAUCAGUGCCUGCCUGUUGAAGCCAAUUGUCACAGAUAUGUCUCUGAGCUCCUGACAAGAAUGGUUCAAGUUAUUGAGCAACUUGACACUAAUCUGCAGUUAAUAAAAACCAUCCCUCUGUUGCCACAGAAAGUGAAGACGAUGGAAGAUCUGGUGGGGAGGAUGGUGUCCGAGAUACUGGAGCUGAAGGAAGUGAUGGAGUUUAUCAUGAAGUGGAGGGAGCAGCAGAAGACCAUUGGUUCGGAAUACCUGGACUGGAACAUUUGAGUCGCCCUUCUGGUUGGGAUGGCACUUUUACCAGAGAAGCCAGCUGUUUGUGGAAAGAGUUUUUAAAUUUUAAGAUGAACUGCCAAUGGAUAGGUGCAGGGGCAGAUAUGCUUGUGACUGGCCUACCACUCAGCUGCUUCCUUGGUGAUGGUUAUGGGAGGUGUCUGGCUCAACACUGGAAACCUUCAGUGUCUGUGGAGGGAGAUGGUGUAGAUACGGACCUUUCGCCCUUCCCUAUGCUUCAGUUUGUUUUAUUUUGCCAGCAUUUGCUUCCUCUCACCCAGAUGGUUGUAGGAGUCCAGUUCUAUGUAAAGCUACUCUGAUACCACCUUGAAGGAUGCCAGAUCACUGUGCCACAAACACCCACCUGCUUGUUGCCCCUUGACCAUCCGCAUAGCUUCUAGUAGAGUUGCUGUCACAACUACCAAGUGUAUUCUGGUGACCUCCAUCAUCAUCCCAAGAAUGCCAAAGCCUGUGAUCAGAAGAGAAACACUGGGCCUUCUGCUUUGUCCUUUUCUCUUGAGACAUCUGGUUUUCUGUGAUCCUGGGUGGAUCGGUGUUGGUCCAUCUCAGUCAGACAGAGCCCCAAAAUCACAAGGUACAAGUAGAUCCUCUGUUGUUUAAUGACUGCCUCAUGGGCCUCCAAGGUUAAUUUUCACGUUUUCAGAAUUUGGCUGAAGUGUUGCACAUUUGUAAAUAAAGUUUGUAAUGUUGAACAUAUUUUAGGAUUUACUACUUAAGAUGAGAAGGAGCACUAACUGGGAGCAAAGGUUAGACAACUUUUAUGCUGUGGCUCCGUGUAGCAUCCUGACCUGGAGAAACCUGUGUCAUGGCCUGGAUAGGUGCAGCUGUAACAGGGCUCUCUCCACGACGGAGCAUUUCACUUCAUCAAAAAUGUUGCCACUGUCAGCAGCCUGACUUAGACAGAGAGCUA